Prunus armeniaca (apricot) is the source of this 1059-nucleotide messenger RNA. NCBI's taxonomy places the organism in Eukaryota, Viridiplantae, Streptophyta, Magnoliopsida, Rosales, Rosaceae. The record is from the annotation of a GenBank genome assembly.
AUGGUGACAGAACAAGAGAUAUCGCAAGCCUUACAAGCCCUAAUCCACGACACCACUUCCAACCCGAACACCACCACCCCGACCUUCACCACGCUAAACGACGUCGUCCAGCAGCUAGAGUCCAGGCUAGGGCUUGACCUCUCCCACAAGACCGACUUCAUUCGCACCCAGAUCCACUAUUUCUUCCGAUCCCACCCACCAACUCCUCAGCCCCAACCCCAACCCCAGCACCAACAACAACAACAACACCAACAACAACACCAACACCAACACCAACACCAACUACCUCAGCCUCAGCACCCAAAAGACCAUUUUGCCCUCAACCAGCCCCCUAAUUACCACCACCCCACUCCCUCCGCCUUCCAGACCUUCUCGUCCCAGCCCCCGCCUCCACUUCUCAAGCCCGAACCCGGCUCCGCCGCUCCUGUAUCGGUUUCUGGCUCUAACACGCCUAAGGACAGCGCUAAACCUAAAGCUAAGAGAAAAGGUGGCCCAGGGGGUUUAAACAAACUUUGUGGUGUUUCACCUGAACUUCAGGCCAUUGUUGGCCACCCAACUCUCCCAAGGACUGAGAUUGUGAAGCAACUGUGGGCUUACAUAAGGAAAAACAAUCUCCAAGAUCCUGGUAACAAGAGGAAAAUUAUUUGCAAUGAGGAGCUCCGACUGGUUUUUGAGACAGACUGUACUGACAUGUUUAAGAUGAACAAGUUGCUUGCUAAACAUAUUAUUGCACUUGAACCAUCAAAACAGUCAGUUCCCAAGAAGCCCAAGGUGCCCAAGGUUGCCGUGGAGUCUGGAACAAAAAGUACUGAGCCGGGUCCUUCUCUAAUAAUAUCUGAAGCACUUGCAAAUUUUUUUGGUGUUAGUGUAAGGGAGAUGCUCCAAUCAGAGGUUUUAAUGCGUAUCUGGGAAUACAUAAAGGUGAACCAUCUGGAGGAUCCUCAAAAUCCAAUGGCUAUACAAUGUGAUGCAAAGCUUCAAGAGAUCUUUGGUUGUGAAAGCAUCAGUGCAUUGGAAAUACCAGAUAUUUUGGAACGUCAUCACAUAUUCAGGAGAUGA